Symphalangus syndactylus (siamang) is the source of this 2289-nucleotide messenger RNA. It is a transcript of the gene BTD, whose product is annotated as biotinidase. The record is from RefSeq and is a predicted model, not a curated record. Gene Ontology annotation, molecular function: hydrolase activity, acting on carbon-nitrogen (but not peptide) bonds, in linear amides. Lineage: Eukaryota; Metazoa; Chordata; Mammalia; Primates; Hylobatidae. Gene Ontology annotation, biological process: biotin metabolic process.
GUUUUCAGGGCCUGGGCGAUGACUUUAGCACCAGACACCGGCUCCUGGCUGCGCUCUGCGAAGUUACUGUCCGGCAUCUUCCACCGAAAAGCUCUAGGCACUCACGCAGCCGACAAACAAAAGGAAUCACCCAGCAAGGUAAACGCGAAGACGGCGGCACGCCACCUGUGGGACAGGAGGGCAACCAACUGCCUUAAACAACGGGAAGGAAGAGGCGGUCUAAAUUCGUCCACUCCCCGGGAGAGGUGAGAAUGUAAACACGCGCGUUCUCCAAUCAGAACUGCGCUCUCUUCCCGGCUCCUCCAUUCGCGCGCCAGAGUGCCAGAGGGAGGCGGGACUAGCAGGAGAUUGCUGCCUAUGCAAAGCAGAUUUAUGGUCUGCAUUAUGUCUGGAACCAGAAGUAAGCUUGCUCUUUUCCUCUGCGGCUGUUACGUGGUUGCUCUGGGAGCCCACACGGGGGAGGAGAGCGUGGCUGAACAUCACGAGGCUGAAUAUUACGUGGCUGCGGUGUACGAGCAUCCAUCCAUCUUGAGUCUGAACCCUCUGGCUCUCAUCAGCCGCCAGGAGGCCUUGGAGCUCAUGAACCAGAACCUUGACAUCUAUGAACAGCAAGUGAUGACUGCAGCCCAAAAGGGUGUACAGAUUAUAGUGUUUCCAGAAGAUGGCAUUCAUGGAUUCAACUUUACAAGAACAUCCAUUUAUCCAUUUUUGGACCUCAUGCCAUCUCCCCAGGUGGUCAGGUGGAACCCAUGCCUGGAGCCUCACCGCUUCAAUGACACGGAGGUGCUCCAGCGCCUGAGUUGUAUGGCCAUCAGGGGAGAUAUGUUCUUGGUGGCCAAUCUUGGGACAAAGCAGCCUUGUCAUAGCAGUGACCCAGGGUGCCCAAAAGAUGGGAGAUACCAGUUCAACACAAAUGUCGUGUUCAGCAAUAAUGGAACCCUUGUUGACCGCUACCGUAAACACAACCUCUACUUUGAGGCAGCAUUUGAUGUUCCUCUUAAAGUGGAUCACAUCACCUUUGAUACCCCCUUUGCUGGCAGGUUUGGCAUCUUCACAUGCUUUGAUAUAUUGUUCUUUGACCCUGCCGUCAGACUCCUCAGAGACUACAAGGUGAAGCAUGUUGUGUACCCGACUGCCUGGAUGAACCAGCUCCCGCUCUUGGCAGCAAUUGAGAUUCAGAAAGCUUUUGCUGUUGCCUUUGGCAUCAACGUUCUGGCAGCUAACAUCCACCACCCAGUUCUGGGGAUGACAGGGAGUGGCAUACACACCCCUCUGGAGUCCUUUUGGUACCAUGACAUGGAAAAUCCCAAAAGUCACCUUAUAAUUGCCCAGGUGGCCAAAAAUCCAGUGGGUCUCAUUGGUGCAGAGAAUGCAACAGGUGAAACGGACCCAUCCCAUAGUAAGUUUUUAAAAAUUUUGUCAGGCGAUCCGUACUGUGAGAAGGAUGCUCAGGAAGUCCACUGUGAUGAAGCCACCAAGUGGAACGUGAAUGCUCCUCCCACAUUUCACUCUGAGAUGAUGUAUGACAAUUUCACCCUGGUCCCUGUCUGGGGAAAGGAAGGCUAUCUCCAUGUCUGUUCCAAUGGCCUCUGCUGUUAUUUACUUUACGAGAGGCCCACCUUAUCCAAAGAGCUGUAUGCCCUGGGGGUCUUUGAUGGGCUUCACACAGUACAUGGCACUUACUACAUCCAAGUGUGUGCCCUGGUCAGGUGUGGGGGUCUUGGCUUCGACACCUGUGGACAGGAGAUCACAGAGGCCACGGGGAUAUUUGAGUUUCACCUGUGGGGCAACUUCAGUACUUCCUAUAUCUUUCCUUUGUUUCUGACCUCAGGGAUGACCCUAGAAGUCCCUGACCAGCUUGGCUGGGAGAAUGACCACUAUUUCCUGAGGAAGAGUAGGCUGUCCUCCGGGCUGGUGACGGCGGCUCUCUAUGGGCGCUUGUAUGAGAGGGACUAGGAAAAGUAUGUGGUCUGUGGGGCGGACUCUGGCAUCAUGUUGACAGCCUUGCACUUCCACAGGCUACAAGCCCUGGGACCACCUUUCUGCCUUAAGGGCAGGAGCCCACUUCUGUGGCACCAGAUUCCACCCUGGGAACUGUGGAACGAGUAGGAGAGGCAGAUUCCCUCAGUGUCUUCCUCUUAAACGUCAAUCAUCGAGACAUUAGGAGGUAUUUUCUAUUCACAUUUAUCUUUUUCAAGCCACAUCUUCCUCUAACAAAUCUCUCAGUAUGCAAUUGGUCUCCAGCUAAAACAAAAAUAAAUGUCACUUUAUAUUUUACACAUCCACAAA